AGAAAGCAAAUAUUACUCCGUUUUUAUGUUCCCCGCGAUCGCGUCAGUACGGCCGCGGCGUGAGUACGCGUUCAUUCUUCCCUCACAUAUAUACCCAGGGCGUAGUAUCGUUUUAUAAAUUAACGUGAUAUUGGCGAUGUUCAGAGCGUUCGACUAGAUACUAGCUGACGCUCAAUUCGAUAGUCUAGUGUAGUUUGUUUUCACGAUGAGGGACGCGCGAGCUCGUUUUCGCCGGCGUGGCUCAAUUUCCGCGUCUUCUGCGGAUGGUAAAAAUGAACCCGAGCACGUUAGGAAGUUAUUUAUCGGUGGUCUCGACUAUAGGACUACCGACGAUUCGUUAAAGAAACACUUCGAACAAUGGGGUGAAAUCGUUGACGUUGUGGUAAUGAAGGAUCCUAAAACCAAGAGGUCUCGUGGAUUUGGAUUUAUCACCUAUUCUCGGGCCCAUAUGGUUGAUGAUGCUCAAAAUGCAAGACCUCACCGAGUCGAUGGACGGGUUGUGGAGCCUAAACGAGCUGUACCACGACAAGAAAUCGGCAGGCCAGAAGCUGGAGCUACGGUUAAAAAACUUUUCGUUGGCGGGUUGAAGGAUGACCACGAAGAAGAAGACCUCAGACAAUAUUUCCAAAGUUUUGGCCGCAUAAAUUCAAUCAGUAUCGUGACUGACAAGGAAACUGGAAAGAAGCGCGGCUUUGGGUUUGUCGAGUUUGACGACUAUGAUCCCGUUGACAAGAUUUGUCUUCAACGCAAUCAUCAAAUACGUGGUAAACACGUUGACGUAAAGAAGGCUCUUAGCAGGGCAGAAAUGGCAUCUGCGACUGCUGGAGGUGGCGGCGGCGGUGGUGGCAGCCGAGGAGGCCAAGGUGGUGGAAGAGGACCUCGAGGCAGCAAUCAGGGUGGUGGCAACUGGGGAGGCCGAGGAAGUGGAGGUGGCAGCGGGGAUUGGAACAACGGAGGCAACCAAGGUGGAUACGGUGGAGGCAAUCAAGGAGGUUGGGGUGGCAAUGGUCCUUGGGAGAACCAGAAUCAAGAAGGUGGAGGCUGGGGCGGACAGGGCGGCCAAGGAGGCUACAACAGCGGUGGAAACUGGAGCAACGACAACUUUGGCGGUGGAUAUCAACAGGGUUACGGUGGUGGACCAGUCCGGAACAACUUCAACUCUGGAGGAAGACCGGCUCCCUACGGUACUAACAUGGGUCCUAGUCGAGUAUCCGGAGACUCGAGGUGGCAAUCAUCCGGUCCCAUGGGAGGUAACUCGGGCGGCGGUGGCGGAGGCGGUGGCUACGGUGGUGGAAAUCAAGGAGGCUACGGAGGUAGUUCCAUGGGUGGCGGUGGUGGCAUGGGCGGAGGUGGCGGCGGAAGAAGAUAUUAAGUCGAUAACCUGACUCCCUCAAGCGGUGUGACCCCCUACUACUUGUCUUCUAGUCGUCAGUACUUCUGUACUGUUUAGUUUGGAGCAGGCAGGGCUAAAAGGCUAGAGAGACAGGCAGGACCAGGCAGGACAAUCAGGAUACAGGAAAGAAGCGUCACCCGUUAGAGUCGCAGUGAGGGAGGCUUAAGCCUGUAUUACAAUUUGGUCACUAGCACCCACCACAUCCGUGUAACACGUUCUCCGCCCACCACGGGAGAAAGACAUAACAGAAAGGGAGAGAAAGAGAGAGAGAGAAACACAGAGAGUAAGGAAAACAGUUGCGUCACGAGUUCUUCUUUUUUUUUUUUUUCCUCCUAGAUGUUCUGUGUUGUAUCGCACGCCGCCACGUGGCCGAGAGACAAACAAAUGAGGAACAAGAGGGAAAGGGGGUGAAAGAGCGAGUGCGAAAGAGGAGAGACUGGGAGGGAGAGAAUUGUUUAUAUAUAUAUAUAAAUACAGAUUUCGACAUUACUGCCGCCGAAAGUGCGGAAGAUUGUCGUCGCUAAUUAUAUCAAUUCGCGAUCGGGUUCCUCAACGGCAGCCGAUUGCCAUUUCCGAAAUGAUCGACCGAUAUUAAUAUGCUCGUUUCGGAUUAAUCCAGGAUUUUUUUUUUCUUUCUUUUUUUUUUCUUUUUUCCUUCGUCGUAUCGGCAGAUCGCAGUUUACGGGUCGCGCGAGUGAACGCGAGAAAGAAAGAAAAUUUAAAGAAAGAAAGGAAAAUAAUUGAAAACUAGAAAGGGCGGCUUUUCCGCCUCGCGGGGCACAAGUCUCGGUCGUCUAAAAAAUCCGGGAUCACGUGUACAUGUAUCUAAUGAAGACGCCGUGGAAAAAAAAAUCCGUACGGUCCAUGUAAGAAUCAAGGUUUUGGCAAGAUGUCGAUGCAGCCUCUUAAUUAGAUAAACUCAGAGCUGAUUCUUAUGUAGACCGCGAUGAAAGGGUGUAGAGGAGGAACGAGAGAGAUAUAUCGCGAGGUGGUCAAACCGGAGUGAGUGUAAAAGAGCGAGUGAGAAGGGUGGUAAGCUGAAGACAGAGAGAGAUUCUAUGUUGGACAGCAUUUCUCGUGUAGGUUAUCUAGGUUAACCGAUUAAGCCUUAAGUUGUAAUGUUCUACGAGUUAGAUAAUAAAACAUGUCGAGAACCUUUUC
Orussus abietinus is the source of this 2554-nucleotide messenger RNA. It is a transcript of the gene Hrb87F, whose product is annotated as heterogeneous nuclear ribonucleoprotein A1, A2/B1 homolog. The coding region runs from base 206 to 1372 and encodes 388 amino acids. Lineage: Eukaryota; Metazoa; Arthropoda; Insecta; Hymenoptera; Orussidae. Gene Ontology annotation, molecular function: RNA binding. The record is from RefSeq and is a predicted model, not a curated record. The transcript is spliced from 7 exons.